UAUUAUCAAGCUGACAAUUUGUCGAGUGCAAGCGAGAAUAGUAUCUUUAUAUUAAUAAUUACAAUUAAAUUAAUAAAAUAAAAAAAAAAUAAAUUUGAAAUGACUAGUGACGAAAAUGGCUAUGAUUCUAAUGAUGGUCCGGAAGAGAAGCGUUCCAAACAUUCCUCUAGCAGUCACCACAAAAAAUCUAAAAAGCAUAAGAAACACAAAAAGUCGAAUAAGGGUGAUAAGUCACAUAAAAAGCAUAAGAAAUCGUCAAAGAAAAGAUCUCGGCGACGCUCUGGUUCUUCAGAUUCUUCGUCUGAGAAGGAGGUGGCUGGGGAGAAGAGAAAAAGUGGUGCUUUGAAUGAAAAAUUCACCGAGAUCAUGGAAAAAGUGAAAAAGGACGUGAACAGCACACUACGUGUCGAACAUGAUACCAAAACAAAUAAAUUUGUAAUUACAAAGCCCAACCUACCCACAGAUCCAUGUAGCUUGGUGGAAGAGAUAACAAAGACUAUCCAAAACAAAGUGUUACCCACAAUGGAAAUUGCCUCCUCAGGAUCCGAAAGUGAUAUACCCAUUGAUGAUGCCAGUCCUGUUGUAUCAAUAAUUGAAGAUGAUUUAAACCUGGAGGACUUAAUGAAGCAAAAGGCUUUGCUACAAGCUCGUUUAGGUGCUUAUAUGUCUGAUACGGAAGGUGACGAUAGCCAACCAAAUUCAAUGCCAAAACGGGUGAUUGUUGCAUCCUCUGUUCCACAAACUCAAACCUCAAAUAGUGUCGAAAAAGUGAAAAGACCUAUUGCGAUUCCCACUGCAUCGUCACCGCCGGCAAUAUCAACUAGUAAAAGUAACUCCAAAAUUUUUAAUAAUAAAAAUGAAGAAAAUGAUGUUAUCUUACUGGAUGAUUCCAGUGAUAGUCCAAAUCCAACGGCUGAUCGCGUACACAGGGUUGUAAGACGUUCAAAGGAGUCUGAUCGAAGCAAAACUGAAAAAGAGAGACUUUCAUCGAAUAAUUCUGCGAGAGAAAGUAAAAGCUCACGCGAUCAAAGAGAGUCUCGUAGUAAACAACAAUCACACGGCGAUCGCAAUGCAUCAAGAAUUCGUAGCCGUAGUCGUUCUUCAAGUAGAAGAGAUCGCGAUCGAUUCUCUAGAGAUAGAAGACGUAAUGCUGAAGUAGAAGAUGAACGCAAUCGACAACGUCACCGAGAACACUAUGAUCAUAAUCGUCAAAUGGAAGAUUUGCGCCAAGAAAUUAAUAGAGAUAAAUUACGUGAGACGGAUAUUGGUCGCGACAGAGACAAUAAAGCCCGUGAAGACAGAUCACGCCACAAUGACCGUGGCGGGGGAGGGGGUGGAAAUCGUGGAAGGGAGAGGGAGCGUGAGAGAGAUCGUGAUAGGUGGAUGCGGGAACGUUCACAUAGCCGCAGUAAGGCCGAAUCAGAUAGGAAACGUGAACGCGACCGUCAACGAUCCGGAAAAGAUAGAUCGGAUCGACCAGAUAAAGAUCGUUAUCGUGGAUCUUUGAGCGAAGGACAAAAGGUUCAACAAGCUGAUUCAAGCACUGACGAGGAAGUCAACAUCGACAUAGAUAUCGAUGAAGAAGAUGACGAGGAGAAGAUCAUCGAAAUGAGGCGAAAACAAAGAGAAGAGUUAUUAAAGAAACUAGGUGAUGGCAAUCAAAACAAAGGCAAACAUUUUGAAAAGGAAAAUAAGGAUAACAGCACACUAUCCGUGUCGGAGGAAAAGCGAACGUCAAGAAACGAAAGAUCCACAACGUCGUCGUCGUCGGAACGUCCCAAUCGAUCACGUUCUCGUUCUCCUAAUACUUCAGACUCUUCACGGCAACCCACAGAAAAUGCCGAACACACACCAAGAGAUGAAAGCAAUACAACUGAACAGCAAGGGGAAUACAAUAAGAACGCCAAUACAUCCACUAAGGAAAAACGAACAGAAUGGGACAUGUUCGCCGAUCAGGAUGUCGAUUCAAAUUUCGAUUCACCAAACACAAUUGUUCAAAAUAAAAAUAUGGCCGAAAAUCCAUCGUUGACCGACAAUUGGGAUGAUGCCGAGGGUUAUUAUCGAGUACGUAUCGGAGAAGUAUUGGAUAAUCGCUACGUUGUCAAUGGCUAUACCGGACAAGGUGUAUUUAGUAAUGUAAUCAGAGCUCGCGAUCAAGCGAGGGGAAAUGCUAAUGUGGCUGUAAAAAUUAUACGUAACAAUGAAAUCAUGCAUAAGACCGGUUUACGCGAAUUGGAAAUUUUGAAAAAGUUAAACGAUGCUGAUCCUGACGAUCGUUUCCAUUGUCUUCGUCUAUUUAGGCACUUUUUUCACAAGCAGCAUCUUUGUAUGGUGUUUGAGCCAUUGGCCAUGAAUCUGCGCGAAGUGUUAAAGAAAUAUGGCAAAAAUGUUGGUUUGCACAUAAAAGCGGUACGCAGCUAUACUCAACAGUUGUUUUUGGCUUUGAAACUGCUAAAGAAAACUGGCAUUCUACACGCCGAUAUUAAACCAGAUAACAUUUUGGUAAAUGAAAACAAUUUAAUUCUAAAAUUGUGUGACUUCGGUUCGGCUUCGACCAUUAAUGAUAAUGAAAUCACACCGUAUUUGAUAUCUCGAUUUUAUCGCGCUCCUGAAAUCAUACUUGGCAUACCGUAUGAUUAUGGUAUUGAUAUGUGGUCGGCGGGAUGCACUAUUUAUGAAUUGUAUACCGGUAAAAUUCUAUUCAGUGGGAAGAGUAAUAACCAAAUGUUGAAAUAUUUUAUGGAUUUGAAAGGCAAAAUUCCCAAUCGCAUAGUACGUAAGGGUCAAUUUAAGGAUCAACAUUUUGACCAGAGUUGUAAUUUUCUAUAUCAUGAAAUUGAUAAAGUUACAGAAAGGGAAAAAAUUGUGGUCAUGCCUGUUGUGAAAGCUACGCGAAACCUUCAACAAGAACUGAUAGCGGAUCAAAAUUUGCCUGAUGACCAACACCGCAAAGUAACUCAAUUAAGAGACUUAUUGGAUAAUAUAUUUGCUUUGGAUCCGUCAAAACGCAUUUCCCUUAAUCAGGCUCUGACUCAUCUUUUUAUACAGGAGAAAAUGUAAAAUGGCUUCACAUGCAGUCUGUUGAUGUUCUUCGUUACACAAAAGAAAUUCGAUUUCUACGACAUGCGAAAUAAAGGCACGUCAGGCCCAUGCUUAAUGCAGAUCCUCGUUCACGUCAAGAGUUCGAGAGUUUUCCUCAACGCCGAGGCGAAACAUGUCCAAAGCUAAAUUUUCUGAAAGUAACAGUAGUAGUACUUGUGAUAGAGUGCAAUCAACUCUGAACAUAUAUAUAUAUUUGAUGUAUGUGUAUGAUGUGUUACACACACGCAGAUGAGAUUUGUUAAUAUAAGUAUUUGUAAAAAAAGGCUUAAAAGUCCCUCAUGUUUGAGAGAAAACGGACAUGGAUUGCAUGUUUCGAAAACAUGUACGGAAACGUUUUAGAGCGCUCUGCCUUCCGGAGCGGUUUGGCCGCACAUAUAUGUAUUAAUGACGGAGAAUAACAGUUAAAAAAAGGUUGUUCAUGUUCUCGCCAGGAUUGCAACUCAGACGUUUUCUGUUGUAGGAGCACGUGCUAACCAUGCUAUUCACCAGUGCUGCCACAUUCAUAAACUCAAGAAAGUUGAAAAUAAUUGUACGAUUUCCUAAUUAUUUUUCAAUUCUGUCAAAAAAAUAUUUUUCGCUAGGUUAAUGAUGUUUCCGACAGACCAUCUCUACUUGUAAAUAAAACAACCCAAUUGUCCGGCUGCACACCGUAAGGUUCUCAGUUUCUAUUACAAAUAGAAAAACAAAAAACCUUUUUUUUAAGUUUUCAUUCUUAUUUCUUAAUUCUCAAUUCUCAUUACAUUUCUUCAUCGAGACGAGCCAAAUGAUGGAAGAAUUUUUGCAAUGGAAGUGGAUCUUCGCCUUAUCAGGCAAAAAACUUGAAAAUAAAAUUGAUUGAAUCGAGGCUGAUACUCGGAGCAACAGCGAUAGCCGUUAUUGGCACAACUUCCGAAAGAGGCACAGAAACAUGUGUAUAUUAUUCAUUAUAGUUGCAUGGACAAAAAAUCUAUGAUUACAACAAACAAACACAUGCAUUGGAAAAGGAAAAGCUAGCAGACAGGGUGUCGAGGUUCGUUAGUGUCGUAUCAAUGCGUUCUACUGCGGUGUUUAAGGACUCGAUUAUGGAUGGCAACUCAACUAUAGUGCCGUUGCAGAAUGAUGAAAUCGUGAAAUAAAAAUUAGUAUAAAGUUGGAAA
Stomoxys calcitrans (stable fly) is the source of this 4238-nucleotide messenger RNA. It is a transcript of the gene Prp4k, whose product is annotated as serine/threonine-protein kinase PRP4 homolog. The record is from RefSeq and is a predicted model, not a curated record. Gene Ontology annotation, biological process: mRNA cis splicing, via spliceosome; peptidyl-threonine phosphorylation; peptidyl-serine phosphorylation. The transcript is spliced from 13 exons. NCBI's taxonomy places the organism in Eukaryota, Metazoa, Arthropoda, Insecta, Diptera, Muscidae. The coding region runs from base 100 to 3060 and encodes 986 amino acids. Gene Ontology annotation, molecular function: ATP binding; protein serine/threonine kinase activity.